CAAAAUGAGUCAUAGUUACGUUUCCAUUAAGUCUGUACAGUCCUGCAGAGACCACGAAAAGUUUUGACAAGUCACAUACCAUUAGAAAAACCACCAGUCAGCUGUUCUUGGAAGUAACCAGUUCCACAAACCUGCAGACUUGUAAAAAUGUGAUGGACCGUUUGAUUGUGCGAAUGGCAGAACUGAACAAGUUCACCUUCGAAAACAAGGAGCAGGAGUUUGUAUCUGAUGAUGUGGCUGAAGUGACUAAAGACCUAACUGAAGACCAACCAGAAGCUGUGGAUCUGCCCGCGAUUAUGAUGACCAGUCCUGAACUGAUAGUGAGACAAGUGCGGGUUGUGGAUGCAGAAGGGAACCUGAAGGUUGUUUACCCAGCCAAAACUGACUUAAACGUGGAUGUCCAUAAUGUAACAGUAAUCCGAUAGUUCCCCCACACAAUUUUUUGCCACAAUUUUGCACUACUUAUGUUUGGGGUUUCAUUUUUUUUUUUAAAAUAUGUACCAUUAACACACUUUCUGUUGAAGCUGCUGGUUUUGACUGGAAUAUUUCCUGGGUGGGGUCUCUGGCUCCUUAAGUAAUUGGCCACUAUUCAUUUAGUGGCAACUGUACAACUACAGAGGAUGUCACACCAAGUGUACAACCAUUUUCAGCAUUGUUUUCACCUGUCUCUUCUAGAUUGUACGUUUGAAUUGACUGUUUAGUCUCUCAAGAAAUGUUUGUUUGCAUGAGCCAGAGAAGGGUGAAGGGAGAACCCCUAAGUGUACCUCACAAUAUAGAUCAUGAGAGUAGGGAGAGAAAGAGCAAAACCAGACAAUAUUGCAAUGUGGUAUAACUCAGUAACAUCAACCCAGGAAGCUUCAGCGAAUGGGUCAUCUUAGUUAUCGGUGGAGUGAGCAAAGUAUUUCAACGAAAAAUGUCUGUUCCAGCUUACACCCCUGGUUUUGUAAAUAAAUGGCAACAAUGUUCUGCCAACUUUGUUCAAAAUGGUCAAUUAAUGUUACUGCCAUUGUACAGCUUUCAAAAUAUAAUCUGAUGUAGUUACUCAUUUAUUUUAUCAUUUUUCAACUCCAUCCUUUCAGUUUUUUGCUUCAGAAAUUGGCACUGAGUUAAGUUGUACCUUGGUCUGUUUCUGCAGUGUUUAACAAUGCCAGCGUUCCUGUAUGAAGGGACUAGAUUGGUGGUGGUGUCAUGGAAUGAAAAGAUAAGUGGCAUGGACAAUGAGAUAAAUCCAUUCUGAUUAUGCUGUAUGUAUUAAUAAGCCAAUGCUGGAAAUAAAACAGACACCAUUGGUAAA
Messenger RNA from Rhincodon typus (whale shark), 1294 nucleotides. RefSeq names its product leucine-rich repeat-containing protein 47-like. The transcript has 3 exons. Lineage: Eukaryota; Metazoa; Chordata; Chondrichthyes; Orectolobiformes; Rhincodontidae. The coding region runs from base 153 to 425 and encodes 90 amino acids. The record is from RefSeq and is a predicted model, not a curated record.